CACACCGACCAGCCAAAAGAGAGACAGACUGACAGACCGACCGACAGACUUACUCUGGGGAAGAACCUUGGGAACCAGCGAACGCACGGGCGCAAAGCAAACCAGUUUUCCCGACGAGCGGCUCCCUCACCCGUUCCCUGAUUCCCCCACUCACGGCUUGGCUUGGGACUCUGUCUGCGAUACACCAUUACCCCGUCGAACGUCCGUGAAAGCCGGACCACCCUGGCCAUUAAUGAACCCGCUGAAUGACGUCCUGUCCACGGGGGUCCGUUUCAUGAAUGCUCACUCAGCUCACGCCCUCAGCUGACCGAAAAACUAGGAGAAUCACUACCGGAGAGCCUUAGCAUUGGUCCGUUCCUCCGUUCCUCCGUUCCUCCGUCCCUUUGGCCCUGUGUCCGUGAAUGUGCGAGUAGUGAACCAGGCUGAGUCUGCCCAUGGGAAGAGUCGAGCUAAACGGGGGCACUACCAUCCGGACAUUGUCAUUCUUGGCCGUGGCCUAGAUCACCCAUUCAUCUAUUCGCUUCUGGUUGGACCCGAGUCGUCGAGUCAGCGACCUACAUUACCCUGACAUCGAAUGUCAUUCGUCGUCGUCGUUGUCACCCCUCACUGUCGCCACUCGAACGCGGCCUGACGUGGGUCUCAACCUCCCUCACUCAACCUCCACUAAUCCACAAUCCACUCGUCCACCUUCGAUCACACGUCCUCCUUGGCAUCAGGACCUCGUUUCCAGCAUGUUUUUCGACGAAUAUGAUUCCGAAGCUGAUGACGAACUGUACAUCUAUCCGGACGUGGAGCUUUUUGGCAAUCCGUUCCAUCCGCACAUGGAUUUGCUCCACGGUGAUUUCGACUUUGACGACAUUGGCGACAUCGAUUUUGAUUAUGACUAUUAUUCCGACGAAGAUGACGAAUACUUCUCCGACGACGAAAACCACAACAAAAUCUUUGUCUCGCUCCAAGAUUCGCACGUGCUCAAACGCUUGUGCUUUCAUCGAGCUUUUGCACCCAAGCGUUUACCCAAAGCUCGCGUAGCUAGACCCGAAACUUAUGAGGAUCUAUACCGCCUCUUGACCGAAAUUGAGAUUCUGCUCCGCACCUGGAAAAAGCGCAACGCUCACGCUCUCACCGCCCACAUUACCCGCCCCAAUGAUCCCGACGCGCCUGACCUCGCGCCUUCGGCCAGCCCAGCUGCUCGUGCAUCCGAUGCAACGGCCGCCCGACUUCCGAUUGAUGACCACGAUGAUGACGCCCAAAGUAAUCGGAGCUUGCGUUAUGGCGUGGACUAUGGUACUCAGGAUUUCGAGCAUGAAUCUGAUUCGGAGAUGGAGUAUUAUGGUGAAACGGAGACCAACGAUAUCUUGACGAAGAAGAAAUACUGUCAAUCCAAGCGCAUGUUCAUCGAAGCCUUCAAAACCAACCACGAUUAUGAGACCUUUUACCGCUUCAUUCAUCGGGCUAAAAAGCAAGUGUACGAUCUAAUUUUCACGCUUUUCUUGAAUUCGGUUCCGCCGGAAACGGCAGGUCGUUUGCCCUCCGAAGUAUGGGAAAAAAUCUGGAAGUACACCCAAGUACCCACCGAGAGCAAGCUACAUGGUCUGUGCUCUGGCUUGAGGACUGACUCUUUGGUCGAGAGUGAGCGACUCACAGACCUAUUUGCUGCCGCCGGGGAUCUCCACAUGACCAUUUUUGAGAUCCUUUUCAAGCACCCGUACAUUCUUGAUCCACCUCUAAUGGCCGACGUGUUGAUGGGAAAAGUUGAGACAAAUUUGGCCUCGUAUUCCAGCUUCAUGUUUGAUCGCUACCAAAAGCGGUUUCAAACGGCCUUCCAUCGCAUGGCAGGCUUUCACAACCUUCGCGUGGCCCCCCAAGACGAAGCAGAACACGAGGAUAUUGGAAACAACGGCUGCGAGGUCGAAGAAGAAAAUGUUCAAGUCAAAAGGAUGAAAGAGGGGCUAGUCACGUUUCAAAGUCGAAAAUGUCGAGAUGUCGCCCCAUCCAAUAACUUGUUGCACCUUCGGCGCGGCAUGUUGGACAUCCAUGAGUUUAUCUUAACCGGCGAUCAAUCCCAGAAUGUAAUUGCCUUUUUUGAAGUGUCUGAGACCGGGUCGUUCAUCACAGCCACGAUAUGGAAUGUAAUCCUAAGUCGUCCGGUGGCCAAGAUUCACACUGGACUAACUCUGCUCGAAAUAUUCAUGGACAAGAAUGAGAGCAUGCCGUAUUUGUUGUUUUCGUUGGCUCACGGCCGAUUUGCUGUCGCUAACCGAAUCAGUACGCCGGAGAAAGACAACGUCGAAAUAAUCAUGUGGGAGUUUAAUCCAGAAGGAGAAACCAUGGAGGUAUGCCGACCGGAAGAUUGCAGUCUCAAGGUCUGUGACGAAUUGGCCAGUGCACCACAACCUUAUGAAAGUCAGGACCAAUUUUUGAAUCGAAGACCCUGCAGUCUGCAUGUUCUUGACCGCAAGAACAAUGGCCGAGUUGACCUCAUGUUGUGCCAUCGCAACAAUUUUUCAAUGUCCACCACCCUAUUGUUCUACGACGGGGUGAGUGGGGCCCGAUUAAAAGAUGCCACGAUUAAGUUCACUGACCGCUACUUGUCCCUCGAGUGUGUAAAAGGGGGGCGAGCCAUUCUCAGGGAGGGCAACCAGGAGUUCUUCUUCCUAAAUUUAAACAGUGGGAAAAUCUUGGAUCAAUACAAAAUGGCUGAUCUAUGCAAAGACGCCAAUCAUUCUCACGAAAAAGAUGAAGUCCUGGACCGGUGUUACUACGAUGUCAAGAUGGACCAGGAUCCUAAACGGAAUGAAUUCCUCAUUUUCGGGACGGGCUUGACGUACUUUCAAUUGUUUCAAUACGAAGAUAGCGAGCAGCAAGACGGCGAGGGUGACCAGAGUGACCUCCUACCGGAAGUGGUGCUCAGUGGCGAAGAUGGGGGCAUUUUCGGUUGGUCCGGCGUUUUGAACGCUUAUUUGUCUUUAUAUCAUGGCUGUAUCUAUGGAGCCCCCUAUCAAGACGUUCACCUCCGAGCUCACACCGGCGAUUUUAGUCGUGAUGAAGAAAGUGUGGGGUCUGUCAAUCUCAUGGUCUAUGAUCUAAAAACGCGUGAAUUAACACCGGCACUUUCCUCACUUUGCCGCCAAUCCUCGCCUGAUACUCUCUUGACUUGCUCAAAGUUGUUAGACCAAGUCUUGAUGAACGAAUAUUCUCGCCAUGUGUUCAUCGACUUCUUGGCCCAUCGAUACUUGUACUUUGUGAAUCCAAAUGUGAUGAUUCUGGCCACUCGGCAAGGAUUCAUUCAAACAGAUUUCCAUUCCUCACAUACCCAAGCCAUCGAACUCGAAGAAACCAUUCUUAAAGAUAUAUAUGAAUCCAGGAAGCUCACCGUGAAAGAGAAGCAAAUUUUGGCAUUGACGCAACUUCAUCGGGAAAAGCCUCUGGACGAAUUUAUCGGUACCGUGACACUCUGGAAGCAUUCAUUCGGCUUUUCAAAGCUGAAUGACCACCCGGAAGUGGGCACCGUUUUUAUCCAUCUCUCAGCCAUCAACAAUCGUAACAAAGGGCAAUUAAUGAGCCCAGGGGACGUUGUCAAGUUCCGAAUAUACAAAUCUCAUGACGGCAAGUUUCAAGGGGUGGAUGUCAACCUCAUCUCGUCAGUACAUGAAGCGAAGAAGUCUGGUCAUCGUCAUUCACAUCAUCAUGGUCGGGGUCGAGGAGGGCGAAGAGGCGGUGGUGGUGGUCGAGGGGGUCAGAAAAGCGGCCGAGGAAGUGGUGCGAGUGUCGAAAGGAAUGCGCUGAAAGUCGAAAGUCACCAUGUCUACUGAAUCCAGAAAGAAUGAAAAAAAAAAAGAAAAAAACAGCAAUGAAUACUGUGCAAGACAUGAGGGGACAAAAAGAAUAUUUUUGCAACAUUUCUUUUUAUUUUAUGCUUCAAAUACACCGCGACAAAAAGAAAAUGA
Tigriopus californicus is the source of this 3947-nucleotide messenger RNA. RefSeq names its product serine/threonine-protein kinase 3-like (gene hpo). Gene Ontology annotation, biological process: regulation of MAPK cascade; intracellular signal transduction; protein phosphorylation. The transcript is spliced from 2 exons. Gene Ontology annotation, cellular component: cytoplasm. The coding region runs from base 732 to 3812 and encodes 1026 amino acids. Gene Ontology annotation, molecular function: protein serine/threonine kinase activity; ATP binding. The record is from RefSeq and is a predicted model, not a curated record. Lineage: Eukaryota; Metazoa; Arthropoda; Copepoda; Harpacticoida; Harpacticidae.